Molecule: messenger RNA, 2560 nt
Organism: Ctenopharyngodon idella (grass carp)
Lineage: Eukaryota; Metazoa; Chordata; Actinopteri; Cypriniformes; Xenocyprididae
Gene: nprl3
Product: NPR3-like, GATOR1 complex subunit
Exons: 14
Coding region: 478-2307 (609 amino acids)
Biological process (GO): positive regulation of autophagy; cellular response to amino acid starvation; negative regulation of TORC1 signaling
Cellular component (GO): GATOR1 complex
Source: RefSeq, a predicted model, not a curated record
UUGUAUUUCUUCGGCGCACAUAGUGUAACACCAAACAAUGUUGUAUGUGUCAGUAAGGAAUGACGUUUAUUUAUGCAGCUCUCAGUUCUAAACUUCACUGUCAGAAUAUGUGACAUUCAAUGACUCCAGCUGGUGACUGAUUGACAAAACAUUUUGGUUUACUAUCUAUUUAAUGAUACCAUUAACUGGUUUGCAUUAGUGUUUUUUUGCAUUAGCUUUUGGCUAGCAAGCAGGCUAACAGAACGUGUUAUACUGCCAUUAUCUCCCAUAUUCGUUUAGGUCAGUUCUUUUUUCAGGUUAUCAGAGAUGCAGUUCAUCAAAAGCACCGGGUGUCCUGCACUCAUUCAGUUAAAUUCUCACGCAGUGCAAUCCUUUAGCUGUCCAAACCUGUAUUGUAAAUGUUACAUUGCACGUUUUCAGCUCCAGCUGCAACCUUAAUUCUCUUGAGAUUAAAUAUACUUUAGAAAACGCGUCAGGAUGUACAAGCAGUGGUCUGCAGAUUUAAAUUCAGAUGCGAAGCUGAUGUGGAAACAGUCAGAAUCCAGCCUGCAGCCAAAUGGAGAAAAAACAAGUCCCAUAAGCGUUAUACUAGUUAGCUCUGGCAGCAGAGGAAAUAAACUGCUCUUCCGAUACCCGUUCCAGAAGAUAUCUGAAAAUACCUCAUCAGCAGCAUCAAAACAGCGGAGUCCAUAUGUGUUGAAUACAUCAGGUGACACUACGGAGGAUCAGGAUGGUGAUUCAAGAGAACAAACUCCACUAACUGAUGAACAGUUGGUAGAAGGGUUUUCUGAUAUUAUUCUCGCCACCAUCUUGGCCACCAAGUCUGAUAUGUGCGGCAAGAAGUUUGAACUAAAAAUAGACAAUGUGCGCUUCGUCGGACAUCCAACCUUACUGCAGCCUCCGCACAGUAUUCAGGUCUCUAAAACUGACCCCUCCCCCAAAAGAGAGCUGCCCACCAUGAUCCUGUUCAGUGUGGUUUUUGCAUUAAGGGCCAAUGCAGACGCCUCAGUCAUCAACUGUAUGCAUAACCUGUCUCGUCGCAUUGCCAUAGCCCUGCAGCACGAGGAGCGCAGAUGUCAGUACCUCACCAGAGAGGCCAAGCUCAUGCUAGCAGUGCAGGACGAGGUCACCACCAUGACUGAGACAGACGGCACCCCACAGUCGCCGUUUCGCCAGAUCCUUCCCAAGUGUAAAUUAGCUAGAGACCUAAAAGAGGUCUAUGACAGUCUCUGCACAACUGGAGUUGUUCGGCUUCACAUUAAUAACUGGCUUGAGGUCAGUUUCUGCCUGCCACACAAAAUCCACCGUGUUGGAGGGAAACACAUCCCACCAGAGGCUCUUGAGCGCAGCCUAAAGGCCAUUCGGCCAUAUCACGCACUGCUGCUGCUGGACAAUGAAAAGGCCUUGCUGGCUCAGCUCCCUCUGGACUGCUCUCCUGCUCUAGUGCGGCUCAUCAAGACCUGCUCAGCCGUGAAGAACCUGCAGCAGCUGGCUCAAGACGCUGACCUGGCUCUCCUGCAGGUCUUCCAGAUAGCUGCGCAUUUGGUGUACUGGGGUAAAGCCAUCAUUAUCUACCCUCUCUGUGAGAACAACGUGUAUAUGCUCUCCCCCCAUGCAAACAUCUGCAUCUACUCUCCUCUGGCUGAGCAGUUCGCCCUCCAAUUUCCAGGUCAUGACCUGCCCUCCAUGUUAGCCAAGUUCUCACUUCCUGUAUCUCUGUCUGAGUUCAGGAAUCCACUGGAUGCCCCUGUGCAUGAGGCCCAGCUCAUUCAGAUGGUGGUAUGGAUGCUCCAGCACCGGCUGCUGUUUCAGAUCCAUACGUAUGUUUAUCUGAUGGUCCCACCCAUCGAGGAAGAGCCUGGUCUGCGGGAGGAGGAGCCACCCCUUGUCGCACGUGUUACAGGCCGAAGUCUGAGCACGCCCAGUGCCCUGAGCUUCGGCUCUCCCACAAGUAGCGAUGACAUGACCCUGACGAGUCCCAGUAUGGAUAACUCCAGCGCUGAGCUGCAGACCGGAGGAGACUCUCCUCUCAAUAAAAGAAUGACGGAAACUCUUCUGGCCAGCCUGACUGAACAUGAGCGGCAGGCCAUCCUCUGUGUCCCAGCGGCGCAGAACCCAGAGGAUCUACGCUUGUUUGCCAGGCUGCUGCAUUACUUCAGAGGCCAUCAUCACCUGGAAGAGAUCAUGUACAAUGAGAACAUGCGUCGCUCGCAGCUGAAAACUUUAUUCGACAAGUUUCGCAGUGUUUUAGUGAUAACCAACCAUGAGGACCCCAUCAUCUCUCUGUUUCAGUCGCCACCAGAGUAAUAGAUCAUUCAGCUCGCCAUGAGUCUGAGAACGGUGUGACGUGUUUGCUCAUCAUCAGUGGCUUAAAUAACCUAAAUCAGGAGAAAAAUGCUUUCAGCUGCAACAAAAUAAUGACCUGCUCGGUUUCAGAAGAGGCUUAUGGAGUGAGUCUCGCAUAAUCUACUGUAUAUAACUGCAUUGACCAAAGAUUUUUAUGUUGUCAUGAUUUUACCUCAUAUGUGGUUGAUUUUAAUAAAUGAUUCAGGGGUCGUGA